Ochotona princeps (American pika) is the source of this 342-nucleotide messenger RNA. RefSeq names its product UPF0729 protein C18orf32 homolog. Gene Ontology annotation, biological process: positive regulation of canonical NF-kappaB signal transduction. The coding region runs from base 44 to 271 and encodes 75 amino acids. NCBI's taxonomy places the organism in Eukaryota, Metazoa, Chordata, Mammalia, Lagomorpha, Ochotonidae. The transcript has a single exon. The record is from RefSeq and is a predicted model, not a curated record.
CCGGCGUCGCAGUCAACAGAUUGAGGAGCUCAAGCCUGGGACAAUGGUGUGCAUUGCUUGUAUUGUCAUUCCCAUUCUGCUCUGGGUCUACAAGAAAUUCCUGGAGCCGUACCUGUACCCGCUGGUUUCCCCUUUCGUGGGGCGGAUAUGGCCCAAAAAAGCACUGCAAGAGCCCAGUGGUGCUAAAGCCACAGUGGACUGUAAGGGAGCAGACACAAGUGGAUUAGCAAGCAAAGGACCGACAGAAAUCUCCGAUAAAAAGAAAGACUGAAGUGACUUUCCCCCUCCCACGGGGUCGCGCUGUCUCCGAAACUGACCUGAUAAUAUGAAACCCCUUCCUCA